UAAACUCUCUGAAGUACCUUCAGAUGCAUUUAGUGAACUAACCAACCUGCAAUAUCUGUGAGUGGUUUUCAUUUCCAUUCCAGUUCAUGCUUAGUAAUUUUAAGUUCAAGCUUGAGCUUGAAAUCUUAAUCAAGUGGUACAAGUUUGGUGUGUUCUUGCGAUGGAGUGAUGGCUCUUACUGCCUGCGAUCCCGGAUUCAAAGGUCUGCGAUGGCUUCCUGGCGGGAGUCUUUGUCUGGUUGUUGUUUUUUGUUGUUGUUUUCAGGACAUUUAACUCUUUCAGUUUUAUACUAGAAUAAAGUUGUAAAUUGAAUUACUUAUCUUCUUUGCUCAGGAAACUUGACCGUUUCAUUCUCUGCUGCUAUGCCAAGAAAUCAAUCGAAGGAGUUGACUGUGAGUCACCAGUCGAUGAAUUCUCAAGCUGCGAGGACCUCAUGAAGAACAGCGCGCUUCAGAUCUGUAUUUGGAUUCUUGGAAUCCUCGCCUUCCUCGGAAACCUCCUUGUCAUAAUAUGGCGGAUCAUUGAUAAGGAAGAGAACAGGGUGAAUUCUUUCUUGCUGACAAACCUGGCAGUCGCUGAUAUGUUAAUGGGAGUCUAUAUGUUAACGAUUGCGAUCAUGGACUUGAGAUGGCGAGGGGAAUAUUUUAUGCAUGACAUCAAAUGGAGAUCUGGUAUUGGUUGUCAAAUUGCUGGAGCUCUUUCGAUGCUCUCCAGUGAAGUAUCCGUGCUGAUUCUAACAAUCAUCACGCUAGACAGACUAAUAUCCAUCGUCUUUCCUUUCAAGUUCAAUCGCCUUACUUACAAGACCGCCGUUUUCUCGUGCAUUGGGGUAUGGGUAUUUGGCGUAGUCAUAUCAGUGAUUCCAAUCACCGGCUUAAGCUACUUUUAUGAUGAAAGCGGUCAUUUUGGUUUCUACAGCCGCUCUGCCGUUUGCCUUCCGCUUCAGCUGUCUGGAGGAAUUCGAAAACCGGCUGGCUGGGAAUAUUCUGUCGCCUUUUUCAUUGGUUUGAACUUUAUUUCUUUCACCUUCAUCCUCAUAGCGUACAUAUCGAUGUUCUGGACGGUAAAGCGAGUUUCUCGCGCCGCGCGAUCAACAAAUUUAAACAAAGAAUCCGCCAUGGCCAAGCGACUUGUGUUCAUUGUGAUGACAGACUUUUGCUGUUGGAUGCCAAUAAUUAUAAUCAACAUUUUAUCUCUGACUGGAAAUUUUGACGAUCCAGACAAAAUUGCCUAAGUGUGGAUAGCAGUGUUUGUUCUUCCACUGAACUCUUCCCUCAAUCCAAUCUUGUACACGUUUUCCACCGACAGAACUAAACGAAGCUUGGUCCGGAAGCGGAAAAAUGUCGUUGGUCUGGUUAUGCAGACGCUAAAC
Orbicella faveolata is the source of this 1372-nucleotide messenger RNA. RefSeq lists its product as uncharacterized. Gene Ontology annotation, cellular component: plasma membrane. NCBI's taxonomy places the organism in Eukaryota, Metazoa, Cnidaria, Anthozoa, Scleractinia, Merulinidae. Gene Ontology annotation, molecular function: ATP binding; protein kinase activity; G protein-coupled peptide receptor activity. Gene Ontology annotation, biological process: adenylate cyclase-activating G protein-coupled receptor signaling pathway; protein phosphorylation; hormone-mediated signaling pathway. The record is from RefSeq and is a predicted model, not a curated record.